GCAGCAGCGGGCAGAGUCGGCCGCGCGGCUCGGGGCUCAGGCAGGGUCCGACCGCGCGGCAGCGGAGGGAGGGCCGAGGGCUUUGGCUGCGGCGACUUCGGCUUCCCCUGGGAAGCUCCAGGGCAGGAUGCGGCGGAGCCCCCGCUCAGGCUCGGCCGCAUCCUCUCACAAUCACGCACCCGACUUCUUCAGCGAGAACAGCAAUAGUUCCCACAGCGUGACUUCGGGGGACAGCAAUGGGCGCCGGUCCGCUGGGCCGGAGCUCGAGCAGCCCGAGGGCAGAAGGGCCCGGGGCUCGAGCUGUGGUGAGCCCGCCAUAAGCCCAGGAGAGCCCGGAGGAGACACCUGGGCAGGAAGCUCUCGGCCGAAGCCUGCGCCUCGGAGCCACAAAGGCCAGACCGCCUGUGGCGCGGCAACCGUGAGGGGCGGGGCCUCGGAACCGGGUGAAUCUCCUGCAGACUUGGAGGAGCAGCUCGACCUUCUCCCGGCCCUGGAUCUGAGGCAGGAGAUGCCUCCCACGCGGGUGUCCAAGAGCUUUCUGAGUCUCCUCUUUCAGGUGCUGAGCGUAUUGUUAUCAGUGGCAGGAGACGCGCUGGUCAGUGUGUACAGGGAAGUCUGCUCCAUCCGCUUCCUGUUCAGUUCUUUGUCGCUCCUGAGCAUCUUCCUGGCAGUAUUCUGGUGGGGUCUCCUGUACCUGGUCCCCACUUUGGAGAAUGAGCCUAAGGAGAUGCUGACUCUGAGCCAAUACCAUCAGCGCGUGCACUCCCAGAGCCAGCAGCUGCAGCAGCUGCAGAAGGAGCUGAAUAAACUUCACAAGGAGGUGUCCAGCGUGCGCGCAGCCCACAGUGAGAGAGUGGCCAAGCUUGUGUUCCAGAGACUGAAUGAGGACUUCGUGCAGAAACCCGACUAUGCACUGAGCUCUGUGGGAGCCUCUAUCGACCUGGAGAAGACAUCCAGUGACUAUGAGGACACCAACACUGCCUACUUCUGGAAUCGCUUGAGCUUCUGGAACUAUGCUCGCCCACCCUCAGUCAUACUGGAGCCAGAUGUGUUCCCUGGAAACUGCUGGGCCUUUGAAGGUGACCAAGGUCAGGUGGUGAUCCGACUGCCAGGUCAUGUGCAGCUAAGCGACAUCACCCUACAGCAUCCUCCACCCACCGUGGCACACACUGGAGGAGCCAGCAGUGCACCCCGGGACUUUGCAGUCUUUGGGCUCCAAGCUGAUGAUGAGACGGAAGUGUUCUUGGGAAAAUUCAUCUUUGAUGUGCAGAAAUCUGAAAUUCAGACUUUCCACCUACAGAAUGACCCUCCAUCAGCCUUCCCCAAGGUGAAGAUACAGAUUCUAAGCAACUGGGGCCAUCCCCGUUUCACAUGCUUAUAUCGAGUCCGUGCCCACGGUGUGCGGAUCUCAGAGUGGGCAGACAAUGCCACAGGGGUCACUGGGGGACCCAAUUAAAAAUGCUGACGGUUGGAGGAUUGAGAUUUGUGCUAAAGAAAACUGCAUCUGUGCUGGGAGGUCACCUUUGGGGUCAAGCUCUGGCUGCCUAUAGCAGGUCAGUAUGGCAGAACACGGCCCUCAACACAUCCUCUUUAUCUGGAGAAGUCCAGAGUCAUAUAGUAGCAGCAGGUAAUGCUUAUAGUAUCUACCAUAUGCAAGAGAAAGUGUUGUGGACGUUCCACACUGUACACGAUGCAGCUUGAUCCUCAGUACAGAGAAGGAAACUGCUCAGGCGGCAACUCGCUCCACUCAUAUUCGGGAAAAGGAGCACAGGAAUGGGGCCUCCCUCAAGAGGCAUCCGUCUUCACCUGGAGAGUUCUCAGCAGCUGAAGUCAUGCUUAUGCUCAGUCCCUACCCCCAAUUCCUGGAAAUGUCCUCAGUUCUUGCUACAUACAGAUUUAGACGGAAACUCUCCUCUGGCAAACACUGGAAAGCUAAGAUCUGGAAAUUUCUUGGAAACCUUUUGAGCAAAGCUGACCUACGCUUGGUAGCUUUCAUGCAGCUGGUCAUUUCUCGGACCUUAGGUGUAGGUCAUGUGAUGUUCAUCAGAUCUAAUAAUCCUCACUGUAAUGGCUAAAAGAACUGGUCAGGGUGGUGGGAAGUGCAAACAGGCAGUCAAUUAGAGUUCUUAAGGGUGGAGAAAAGAGACUAGCAUGGGUAGUCUCUUGGCUGUUGGGAUCCUUCCUACUGAUAUGUGAGGCAGAACACUUAUCCAUCUACUUAAAUUAGGGUGAUAGUAUUUUGUCAUUGGAAGACAUAAGUGCCUCCCAAUCUAAGGCUGGUCUAGAACUCACUAUGUAGCCCAGGUUAGCAUAAAAUAAAAUUCAAGGCAAUACUCCUGUCUCAGGCACUCCAGUGCUAGGACUGUAGACAUGAACCACCUCAUUAAGCUUCUGUUCAUACUUUUCAUAUAUGUACGUUGAGUGUGCAUACCAUUCUAGUAUGGAGGUCAGAGGAAAACUUUGUAGAGUUAAUUUUCUCCUUCCACCUCUAUCCUGAAACUAGCUCUUGUAGACGGGCUGGUCUAGAACUCAAAGAGAUCCACCUGCCUCUGCCUUCCAAGUGCUGGGAUUAAACGCGUGUGCCAUCACCGCCCGGCUUAAACAGGGUCUUAUGUAAGGGAAGAUGUCCUUAACUCUACAGCUCCCAAAAUAUAUCCAAAGAUAAGCUAAGUGGUAGAGCCCAACUCUAGCAUGACUUAGGCCCUAGGCACAAUUCCCAACACCAAAAACAAAACAAAACAAAUAUAGCCACUGAGCAUUUAUUGAUAAAUGGAUACAUUUUUUAAAGCAAAUUAGCAUAUAUAAAAAUAAAAAUUUUAUAUUGUGUAUAAAAAUAUGAAACAGUAACAGCUGAGGGAAAAAUACUUUGAAUAUGCUGAAAAGAACAACAGAAUGAAGACUCUGACACAUACAGCCCAUGAAGAGGCUACUGAGAAUAAAGUCAACCUAGGAAUGAUCCCUAGCCAUAGGUAGGUAUGGAAAUAAAUUCAAAUUAAAAAUGUGAGA
Messenger RNA from Myodes glareolus (Bank vole), 3006 nucleotides. It is a transcript of the gene Spag4, whose product is annotated as sperm associated antigen 4. NCBI's taxonomy places the organism in Eukaryota, Metazoa, Chordata, Mammalia, Rodentia, Cricetidae. The record is from RefSeq and is a predicted model, not a curated record. Gene Ontology annotation, molecular function: protein-membrane adaptor activity. Gene Ontology annotation, cellular component: meiotic nuclear membrane microtubule tethering complex; nuclear envelope.